CGAGAUUUCGUGACGUCACAGGGAUUUUCCCAGCCAGAUUUUAUAUGAUGAGUCAUCAAAAAGAAAUGAACAUCAGACUGUAUUCACGCUUCCAUUAGACCGGGGACUUCUACCUCUUGUUUGACUGAAUCAUCAGGAUUUUUGAACGUUUUGAGCCAAGUCAAAAGAGGGCACAACUAAACAAGAGGGGCCCAACUAAAAUACGCCAAUCUACCAAGAUGGCGGCCCCAGAUCCAAGUCAAAACCAAGACUUGCCACCCCCCGUUCCACCACCCCCGGUACCAAGAAAUAGAAAUAUACAAAAACCGACACUUCCUAGUCGCAGACUCGACACAGAAAAUAUGGCUGAUCUGAGGAGAAGACUAACCAUUAAUUUUACACCUCAAACUCCUUCCUUGGCAACCAUGGGAUACAGAACACAAAUAGAAAGGAUAAAGGGUUUGAAGUCUACAGGAAAACUACAAAUAGAGUCAAAGACCUAUGACUUCAUGUCAGAUGACCUCCAGGAAUUAGAGGAAAUAGGAAGAGGGAAUUAUGGAAUGGUCACAAAAAUGGUGCACAAAGAAAGUGGCACUAUAAUGGCUGUUAAAAGAAUACGCUCCACAGUGGACGAGAAAGAACAGAAGGAGUUGUUGAUGGAUCUGGAUGUUGUGAUGAGGAGCAAUGAUUGUAGAUUCAUAGUACAGUUCUAUGGAGCUCUGUUUAAAGAGGGAGACUGCUGGAUCUGUGUAGAAAUGAUGGACAUUUCUCUUGAUAAAUUUUAUAAGUAUAUAUUUAAUGUGUUACAAACAACGAUACCAGAGGAAAUUCUAGGAAAAAUAACUGUAGCAACUGUGAAAGCUUUAAAUUAUCUGAAAGAAAAUUUGAAAAUAAUUCAUAGAGAUGUAAAACCAUCAAAUAUCCUGCUAGAUCGCAAAGGGAACAUAAAACUCUGUGAUUUUGGAAUUAGUGGCCAGUUAGUAGAUUCUAUUGCCAAAAGUCGAGAUGCAGGUUGUCGACCAUACAUGGCACCAGAGAGAAUAGAUCCACGAGCAUCCAGUCGUGGAUAUGACAUCAGGUCAGAUGUAUGGAGCCUUGGUAUUACACUAAUGGAGUUGGCAACAGGAAAGUUUCCCUACCCCAAGUGGAACAGUGUGUUUGAUCAGCUGACUCAGGUAGUGCAAGGACCUGCUCCACAGCUUAAAUCCACAGAGGGGCAAUUCUCCGAGGAUUUCCUCAACUUCUUAAAUACUUGUUUGACAAAAGAUGAAAAACAAAGGCCAAAAUAUGCCAAACUCUUGGAUCAUCCUUUUAUCAAAAGAUAUAGUGAAUUACAAGUAGACAUUGCCAGUUAUGUGUCAAAAAUUCUGGAUCAUGUGAGAGAGACAAACACUAACUUACAGGAGCUCACUGCCUCCAACUCUUGACGAAGCAGGGUUGUUGUUAAGGGCUUUCAAUUCAGGGAAAUCUUAACAUAAGUACAAACGCUCAAAUGAUCAAGACUCCCAAACACUUGUCUUGAUAAAAAGGAGGUUACUGUUGGAAUAUAGGGGAAAGACAUGAUAAAAGAUUGACCGUCAUCUAUGCAGCCAGCUGGUUGGCAUUGAGUUCAUUAGUAUCUUCAACAGAUUAAAUGCUUGUCAUGAAUCUGGCCUACUCAAUAUUUCCUGUAUGGAUAAAACUUGUAAUAUGGAAUUUUCUACAUUAUUUUAUGAACUCAUACAUAGUUUAUUUUUGUAUUUUCCUUUCUUUUGGAGAUGACAGCUGAUUGUAGAAGUGGUUGUUACCAAUGAACUUAUUUUGGCAAAUUGAAGAAUAAUGCUGCCAGUCUCUUUUUUUUUUUUUCUCUAGCUAGUUUACAUAACUUGGUGAUAGAGGGCUUUCAUUUUUUCUGCAAAGCAGAUUUUGUACUUGUUUUAUUUUCUUUGUGUCACUUUUCCCACUGAACAGACACAAAAGAAUUGCUUUGUCGUCUGCCUGUUGUCUUAGUCCUUUGGCAGAUUUUUUUAAAACCAUUUCCUACAGAUUAUUCCACAACUUACAUUUGGUAGCAAUUAUACAUAGGGUCUAAUGGAGAAGACAACCAGUGUAUUUGCAAACAUACAUGCAAGUCAGAUUUUUUGGUUUCUUGAUAGCACCAUUAAAUAUUGUAAUAUGUCAAUUGUUUUCGAAUUAUGUUUUUCUUUCAAUAAGAAAAUAAAAAUCAUAUAAACGACUAGCAUGUGAAAAUGUUAGAAAUGCAAUACUUACUAUUAUGAGAUUCAUUUUCUGACUUGUUUGUUAUGCAUUUGGGUCACAUACAUGUGUAAGAGAUGUAAAGUUUGAGUGCUAUAUGGAUUUUUAUAUAAUUGACAAUUAUUAUGUACAUUUUUCACAAAUAGUGCUACAAUUUAUACAUAAUAGAUACAUUUUAUCCUAAGAUCUGUAUUCAAUGAACUGGAUUAUGUAUUACUGUAUGUGUAUUGAAGGAAACAGUUUUAUUUAGAUGCUUGUUAUUUAUGACACAUAUAUGAUAAGUACUUUUAAGAUGUUGAAAUCUUUGUACAUUGAAAUUUAACAUUCCAGUAGAGGAACUUAGACAACACUUUAUUCUUCAUUAUAGUUUGACAAUUUAGUGUACAGUUUUUGCUCAAGAACUUGAGAACAAUUCUUCCAUUCUGUAUACUCUAGCACCUUGAUAUGGAUGAAAAGCAAAGACAAUAAUAAUUUCUAUCAGAAGUGAUAACUACAGCACCAGAACAUAGAAAGGUUUCAUUAAUGAUAAAAGACUAUGAAGUGCUUCUUCCAUAUUUAUUCAAAAGCAUAUAAUAUUUCAGUUGAUUUUUUGAAUACCACUUAUGUGUGUAGACAGCUUUUUGGCUUUUCAGCUUUUGAUUACCUAUCACUGAUCAUUGUCUCAUCUUGGUGUGCCAUAUUUUAUGAUUUCAUCAAGUGUAAAAAUUUUGGACUGUUGAAGAAAAAUAGGAAAAUUUGCAGUAAAUGUUCCUUGAAUUUACUUAAGAGCCAUUCCAUGAAACAAAACAAAAUCAUUUUCAGUUGAUAAGAAUGAGAUGCAUUUUUGAAAAGCUUGUGGAUUUUUGUUUCUCACUCAAGUUAAACUGAAAAGACCUAGUUUUGAAUGGAUGCUUUUUGUUUUAUGAGUUAUUCAGAGUAAUACAGUAUAUGCUGCAGUAAUUUUCUUUAGUAUGAAAGUAAUCUUAUCAAGCCCUUUGGUGAAAUUUUAAUAACAUAGAUUUUUCACAAAACAUAAAUUUUAUCCAAACUGUUCACUAAAGCUUAAGACCUAUAUUGUCUUCUAAAAGUUACGUUAGUGCCUGUUACAAAGUAAAAAUGUGUAUUACAUGCAUGUUUCUACAAGGCUUUAGUAUAUCUAACUUAUUGGACUAGAUUUGUGUAAUAGUAAAACUUUACUUAUACCACAAAAAUUGGAUACCUAUAAAUUCAGUAGUUGCUUUGUCAGAAACAUAUUAAGUGAUAACUUUUUUGUUUGAACUAAAGUUCUUUUUUAUAUGAAGUUCAAUUUUGUAAAAACAUUGCACAAAAAUUUCAGUCUUGACAUUUCAUCAGGCUCCAGUUCAUUAUUUUCAGUUAUGAAAUUUCAAAAUAAUUUCAUGCUAAUGAAAAUUUGAGCAUGGUGGGUAUUUUUUUUCCAGUACAGUGAAACUCUUCAGUACCAGCCAUCCCUGAACAUUGGACAUUGUCUGGGUUUUUUUUCUUCUUUUUAAUUUACCGUUAAUAGACAUGGCUUUACUGCCUCAAAAACCAAUAGCAGUGAUUUUUUUUAAUAAGCCAUGCAUUUAUAUCCCAAUGGCCAGAGAUGUUAAUUACUGAGAUACUGUGCGCACCUCACUACUGUUUAUUUAUUACUGACAUGAAAUAAAGAAGUGACAGGA
Ostrea edulis (European flat oyster) is the source of this 3872-nucleotide messenger RNA. RefSeq names its product dual specificity mitogen-activated protein kinase kinase 4-like. The record is from RefSeq and is a predicted model, not a curated record. The transcript is spliced from 13 exons. The coding region runs from base 219 to 1406 and encodes 395 amino acids. NCBI's taxonomy places the organism in Eukaryota, Metazoa, Mollusca, Bivalvia, Ostreida, Ostreidae. Gene Ontology annotation, molecular function: ATP binding; JUN kinase kinase activity. Gene Ontology annotation, biological process: MAPK cascade; protein phosphorylation.